Messenger RNA from Musa acuminata AAA Group (dessert banana), 3195 nucleotides. RefSeq names its product ETHYLENE INSENSITIVE 3-like 1 protein. Gene Ontology annotation, molecular function: DNA-binding transcription factor activity; DNA binding. The transcript has 7 exons. Gene Ontology annotation, cellular component: nucleus. Lineage: Eukaryota; Viridiplantae; Streptophyta; Magnoliopsida; Zingiberales; Musaceae. The record is from RefSeq and is a predicted model, not a curated record. The coding region runs from base 1098 to 3065 and encodes 655 amino acids.
GCGGGAAGGCAUCCCAUUCGCGGCCAUUCCCCAACAAACCAGCGGAUGCGCGAGACGAUGGCGCCCCCAGCGCACCGCUCUUCCCCCCUCAUUCUUCUUACUCGACGGAGGAGCGUCGGUCGAGAAAUCUUUAGGCAAUUCUACUCUCGCCCUCUUCGAUUCGAUCUCCGUUUCGGUCCGAUCUGACUUCAGGGCGAAGAUGGUCCGAUCUGAUCUGAGUUUUUCCUCUCGUUCUCGAUGUUCUCUUGCCAAUCUCGGCGACUUCUGUGUCUUCCGUUAGAUUUCAUGUGGGGAGUAGAGUUUCUUGAAGCCCUUUGCCCUUCUCCGUUUAUUAGUGAUGAACGAGCCUGUUUAGCCGGCUGUUCGCGAAGGAGGUGAUGAGGAUCUUGAUGGUUGGGCUUAAUGCGGCCAGUAAAAUCACGAUCUUCUUGUUCAAGCUCAAGCUCGGAGAGAGAUCGCUACUACCAUCCCCGCUCUCGGAUUCAAUGUGGAGACCAUGGAGUACAAAAACAUUAGUUUCACCAUUUGGGAUGUUGGUGGCCAAAAUAAGACCUCUAUGGAGUUACCACUUCCAAAAUAUUCAGGGCCUUAUUUUUGCUGUCGACAGCAAUGACAGAGACUGUAUUAUCGAGGCAAGGGAUGAACUCCAUAGGAUGCUUAAUGAGGAUGAGUUACCUGAUGUUGUAUUGCUUGUUUUUGCAAAUAAGCAAGAUAGUCCCAGCACAAUGAAUACAGCCAAAAUUACUGAUAAGCUUGGGUUUCAUUCCCUGUCUCAGCGAUGCCGGCUUUAAACUUUAGGUUGGUGGACUAAGCUUGAUGCGUUAUUGCUCUGUUAGAUGAUUAUUAUUAGCAGUGACAUGGCAUAUUUGCUUUGAUUGCAAUCCCCAAGCCGCAACUUGUUGCUCAAGAAUUGGUGGUAACCAGGAGAUUGGAGAUCUCCUGGAUCAGCCUGUGUCCCACCUGCAUCUGCGAGAGAAGAUUGUGAAGAGGUUGCGUUCGAUCAGAGUUGGGACCAAAAACCAGCCACAUGAAUGAGUGUAGUACAUCCAUCGUCAACCUGUCAGCCUUGAUCUACUUCAUCAGAGAAUUCGUGAGCCAUGGAGGUCACCGUGCGCUCUGGUGAUACAACGCCAGCUCUGCCCUCCGAAGCUCGCAAGAACGUGGACUCGAACUCUGCCCUCCCGCCUGCUGACGAGGUCGGACCUUCCUCUAGGCCGGAAGACAUGGCAGCGCAGUCGCCGGAUGACGCUGAGAACGAUGACGACCUGCAAGUGGAAGAUAUCGAGGCACAGAUAUGGCAUCUGAAGGCACGGCUGAAACGCAUCAGGGACGGGAAGCAGAGCAGGAAGCGGCAACACUCGACUGAUCCCGCCACUCUGAGUGAGCUGGAGGAGCAGUCACGGAAGAAGAAGAUGUCGCGAGCCCAAGAUGGGAUUCUAAGGUACAUGAUCAAGCUCACGGAAGUCUGCAACGCCCAAGGCUUCGUCUACGGCAUCAUCCCCGAGAAGGGCAAGCCGGUGAGCGGCGCCUCCGACAGCCUGAGAGCCUGGUGGAAGGAGAAGGUGCGAUUCGACCGGAACGGCCCGGCGGCGUUGCAGAGGUACCGGAUGGAGCACCCGGUCCUUGUGCCCGACGCCGACAGCACUCCUCAGAUCUCCAUCUCCAAGAUACUGCUCGAGCUGCAGGACACAACGCUGGGCUCCCUGCUGUCUGCUCUGAUCCAGCACUGUGAUCCUCCGCAGCGACGGUUCCCGCUCGAGCGGGGGGUUCCGCCGCCGUGGUGGCCGACCACAAAGGAGGACUGGUGGCCCGAGAUGGGGUUCCCGGAGGACCAAGGUCCGCCGCCGUACCGGAAACCGCACGACCUCCGGAAAGCGUGGAAGACGAGCGUACUCAUCGCUGUCAUCAAGCACAUGGCGCCCAACCUCGAGAAGAUAAGGAGGCUCGUCCGGCAUUCCAAGUGCCUCCAAGAGAAGAUGACGGCAAAGGAAAGCAUGCUCUGGAACUCGGUGCUCGAUCAAGAGAGCCGGCUGCUGCAUGGCCAAUCGCUCCCCGACGCGACUGGGCAUUCCCACUUCUACACUGCUUCCGUGAGCAGCAGCCCCAGCGACUACGACGUCAAAGAAGUCGAGAACGUCCCAAAUGCCGGUCUCCUGGACCAGAUCGCGGCGCAGUCGGGCACUGGGAAGGAGGAGGCCGGAGCUCGUCUUUCUCCAUACCACGAUCAGAUGAUGGCGGAUUACUCUCAAAAGAGGGUGGCAGCCGAUGAGCCCGACCAAAGGAUCUAUACAUGCGAUCACCCUCGAUGCCCGCACCACGAUUACACCCACGGCUUCCUCGACCCGGGCUCGAGAGCUCUUCACCAGAUCCACUGUGCGUAUCGCAACGCCAUGAGUCAGCCACAGUCUCAGUUUCUGGGGUUCCAAGUGAACGAUAACAGAAGAAGCGCCGCUCUCUCUGCGCCCCGUCUCGACAAGCCAAUCAAGAAUGGUGGCGGACCUGCUCUUGUUUCACCUGACGUUGCUGGAAUCGGAGUCGCGGCUGGUGGUCACAAGUCCAUAGGUGAACUCUGCAACUUCUACGACGCCAAUCUCCCGAUGCAUGCAGCAGCAGCAGCUCAGGCUGAUAUGAACCGGCUGCAGCUUCAGAUCCAGAUGCAAGCCAAUGCUCUGCAGCCAGCUUCCGCUCCAAACCGGAUUCAGCAGUCUCCUCUGCAUCCUUCUCAUCAGAGAAGCGGUUCGAUGGCUCCUCAAGCUGCCGCGUCCAUGGAUCAGAAUGCUCUGCACGCGACGAUGUUCAUGGAGGGAAACUACGUCGCACAGAGUACUCCAAGAUUUGUCGGCGAUUGCUUCGGAGACGUCAGCAACAGCAUGCACCAGAGCCAAGAUUUACAGGCACAAAGUUUUCCUUUCGAUCCAACUUCGGGGAACCAAAACGCUGAUGUGCACACCAGAUUCACAUUCACUUCUCUUCUCAACAGUUCGAGCGGGGAAGUCAACGACGCAAUGGGUGGACGGCUGGGCGACUCGCUGCCGAAGAAAGAGGACUACGGCUGGAGAUUCUAAAACCAGACUCACGGCACCGCCGCCUGGUCGGGAACGGCGUUCUUUGCAUCGUUUAGUCAAACACCGCAAUUUGUUUCUCCUCUGCUUCAUUGUUCUAGUGAUUUGGUAAUUUAUUAGAUUUGCAUAUUUA